AUGGCCAUGGAAAGUCAAGAAAGCCCGGCUCUUCAUGGUCUAAGAUGUUCAUUUUUUGCUGUAUCUAACUCGUAUGAUUGUGAACUAAUGAAAAAAAUAUCCAGGUGAUGUAAGUGUGGUACCCUUGCACCAGUGCACGAAGGAUGUGAGACGGCAUUUGAAAGGUUUGCACACUGCAGUUUCUACUGUGCAUUCUGAAUGGGAACUGAUUGCCCUUCGGUCAGGACAUUUCGACUUGCAAAGCCCUUUGUUGAGAGAAAAGACAAUAUGCCCUUACCAUCGCUAUAGAUUGGGUUUGUGUUGGACGUCCCCCAGGAAGUGCCAGCACCCUCUUCACCGAUUAUCCUCAACGAGGAAAACGUACCGCGGUGUCGGUAGUGUAACUUCCAGGGAAGUCUACGAAACAUGGAACGUGCUGUUGCCGGUUGGGUCAGGGAUUUGUAGAGAUUGCAUACAGCAACACAAUGAAGAAAAGAAGGGUUCCCUUAGCUCCCAGGCCCAGACAUUUCUAGAGCCUCUCCCUUCAACAUCAACUGGUAGGCACACUGUGCCAGCUCCAUCAAAGGUUGCUACAUGGCAGUGGUAGAAAUUCACUAAGAGGUUAUGGUGGAGAGGUUGUCAUGGCAAGGCGUAACAAAGUUCACUAACUUUGUCUACCAGCAUGAUGGGCUAGAGGUAACCUGUGGUUACAAGAUUGGUACUCCACAGCGCUUUUCCUACAAGACACUGUUGAAGAACAAGAAGGCACAGGACACAACCAAAGUGGCCUUUGCUGUGGAGUAUGCGCGUCCAAAUACCCUUGCUGGUACUCUUGGGCAGUCUGCAGUAACUAUGGCUGUUAGUGUUACCAUUACUUGUUUGGAGCCGACCUGCAGCAAAACCUUCAAAACCCAGGAGGACCUUGAUCUCCAUAUUGCUGCAGGCAAGCAUUCUCUGGAUUUGGUCGACACGAAGUUUGACACAAUUGCUAGGAAGUGGGCCAGUACGGUAUCAGACGUCACAACAACGACGCGUCCCAUGAUGACUGGAGACUCUGAUAUGUCGCCUGCAACCAAUCCUGUUCCUGCUGGAUGGGCGGUGAAGGCUCCACGACAGAGCAAACGAUUUGCUCAACAAGUAAAGGACUUCUUGUUUGAAGAGUUUAUGCGAGGUGCCAACACUGGCAAAAAGGAGAACCCUGGCCUUGUGGCCAAAAAGAUUAAGAACCAAUUUGAGAGGGAUGAUUGGCUGACCACCCAGCAAGUCAGUAGCUAUUUCUCGCGUCUUGCUGCCCAGCAGAAAUGCGGGCGUUUGACGAGAGAGACAGCGGACAAGUACUCCGAGGAUGACCACCAGUUGGCAGCUUCAAUGAUGACGAGGUCCAAGCAGCGUGCUGAGAUCAUUGAACAAAUUGAUUUGUAGACUGGGGAAGAUUACAUGUAUUGAACAAAUUAGAAUAAUAUUUUGGUACGUUUAGGUAUGUGUGAUUAUAAUAAUGCUGGAGAUUGUAUUCACAUGGUUCAUUAUUUACUCGUCCCAGUAUCGCACAUAAGCAUCAUUGUCAAAACUUGUCACUGACUACUAGUAUUCCAGUUACUUAUACCCAAGCCACUUACAUGCACAUAGUUCUCGAAACUUGGAUGUCUUUAUUAUUUCUUUUUGUACAUAAUCAAACUUAGUUUAUUUAUCAUGUCUGUAAUGAGUGCUUGAAGCUUGAAUUGAAUGCCUUUAUUAUUUUGUUUGUACAUAUUUCAAAAACAUUUUCUGUCAUGUCUGCAGUGCCUGAAGUUUGGGUGCCUUUAUUAUUUCAUUUUGUAUGUAUCAAAAAUAUUUUCUGUCGUGUUUUUAGUGCUUGAAGCUUGAAUGCCUUCAUUAUUUCAUUUUGUACAUGGAUAUUGAAAAUAAAAGUCUGUCAUGUCUGUAUAA
Molecule: messenger RNA, 1905 nt
Organism: Lineus longissimus
Lineage: Eukaryota; Metazoa; Nemertea; Pilidiophora; Heteronemertea; Lineidae
Exons: 3
Coding region: 604-1401 (265 amino acids)
Source: RefSeq, a predicted model, not a curated record